AUGUGUCCCGGCGGCGGCGGCGGCGGCGGCGGCGGCGGUGGUGCUGCGCUGCUCCUGCUGGUGGUGCUGUGCUGCUCCCCCUACAGCAGUGGGUUCCUGAUGCUGGGAGGCCCUCGGCUGCUCCACUCUUCUGAUGGAGCUUUGGCUUCUGUUUGCUCCAGACUCCUGGACCAGAACCUCCAGGAGGAACUGAGAACUCAGAGAGAGGAACCGGAGGAGGACUUGUCUUGUCUCCAGACUCUGCUGGACCGUGUCCUUCAGGCAGAUCUUCAGCCCGUGUUGUUUGUGGACCUGUCCGUGGUCUUCACAGGGUCCAGACCUGGUCCAGACCUGGAGCAGAGGCUGGACGUGCUGUUUGAGCAGCUGGGUGGGCAGGUGCGCACCUGGAUCCUGCUCCUGUCGAGCACCACUGUGAGGGAGCAGCAGUUCUACGCCGAGCUCCAGCGCAUCUUCAGAAGACACUUUCCACAUGAAGGUACGUCCCCUGGGUUCUCGGAUUCCUGGGUUCUCGGGGGAGUUCCUGGGUUUCUCGGGGGAGUUCCUGGGUUUCUCGGGGGUUCUCGGUUCUCGGGAGUUCCUGGGUUCUCGGGGUUCCUGGGUUCUCGGGGGAGUUCCUGGGUUUCCGGGGGAGUUCCUGGUUCUCGGGGAGUUCCUGGGUUCUCGGGGGUUCCUGGGUUCUCGGGGGAGUUCCUGGGUUCUCGGGGGAGUUCCUGGGGUUCUCGGGGGAGUUCCUGGGUUCUUGGGGGGUUCCUGGGUUCUCGGGGGAGUUCUCGGGGGUUCCUGGUUCUCGGGGGUUCCUGGGUUCCGGGGGUUCCUGGGUUCUCGGGGGAGUUCCUGGGUUCUCGGGGGUUCCUGGGUGGUUCUCGGGGAGUUCCUGGGUUCUCGGGGGAGUUCCUGGGUUCUCGGGGGAGUUCCUGGGUUCUCGGGGAGUUCCUGGGUUCUCGGGGGUUCCUGGGUUCUCGGGGAGUUCCUGGGUUCUCGGGGAGUUCCUGGGUUCGGGGGUUCCUGGGUUCUCGGGAGUUCCUGGUUCUCGGGGAGUUCCUGGGUUCUCGGGGGUUCCUGGGUUCUCGGGGGAGUUCCUGGGUUCUCGGGGUUCUGGGUUCGGGGGUUCUGGGUUCUCGGGGGAGUUCCUGGGUUCUCGGGGAGUUCCUGGGUUCUCGGGGGAGUUCCUGGGUUCUCGGGGGAGUUUCCUGGGUUCUCGGGGGAGUUCCUGGGUUUCUCGGGGAGUUCCUGGUUCUCGGGGGUUCCUGGGUUCUCGGGGGAGUUCCUGGGUUCUCGGGGGAGUUCCUGGGUUCUCGGGGGAGUUCCUGGGUUCUCGGGGGGGUUCCUCGGGGGAGUUCCUGGGUUCUUGUUGAUGUGCUUGAGGCAGAUGGCACAGAUUGUCAGUCAGAUCACGUUCUGUCUUUGGGGGUGAAAUCCCGGGACCUGUCGUCUCUGCCUGAGCUCCGGUCGGACCUGCCCGUGGAUUUCUUCUCCGUGGAGCUUCACCACGACUGUGACGUGGAGUCUGCGUUUGGAGACACGAUCGCAAACAUAAAGAGAGUGUCCGGACCUCGACCUGUUCUCAUCUACUCCAUCCACCUGGACCACUGCACGGACCACCAGCAGGUCCUGGGGAACCUGCUCACAGCUCAGCUCCAGUGGGACUUGGACCUGGUCGGGUUCGAGGUGUCGGUGGUGUUGGGUUUGUCUCUGGACGACAGCGUCUCUCACAGGUUCUGGUCGGACGUGGCCCCCCGCAGCGGCGCCUCCUUCCCUGCGGGCUUCCAGUGGGGCGUCUCCAGCGCUGCGUUUAAAGUGGAGGGGGGCUGGAGGGAGGGGGGUAAAGGAGAAACCAUCUGGGACAGACACCAGACUCGCCACUCCGCAGACGUGGCCUGUGACAGCUACAACAAAGUGCCCUAUGACGUGUCUCUGCUCAGAGGACUGGGCGUGGACUCAUAUCACUUCUCCAUCUCCUGGGCCAGGAUCUUCCCCACAGGGACAGGUUCUGCGAGCGAGGACGGGGCUCUGUAUUACGACUCGCUCAUAGACGCUCUGUUGGCGUCUGGGAUCCGGCCUCUGGUUUCUCUGUUUCACUGGGAUCUUCCUCAGACGCUGCAGGAAUCUGGAGGCUGGACCGACCCGUCCAUAGUCCAGGCCUUCAGGGACUACGCCGACUUCUGCUUCUCCCGAUACGGAGACCGAGUCCAGGACUGGAUCACCUUCAGCAGCCCCUGGACAGUGAGUCACGCCGGGUACGGCACCGGGGAGCACCCCCCAUGGCGCCGAGACUACCAACGCAGCGCCUUCCAGGCGACGCACAACCUGCUGAAGGCGCACGCCGAGGCCUGGCACCUGUACGACCAGCGUUACCGCGCCACGCAGAGAGGAGAGGUGGGCAUCGCUCUCAACUCCGACUGGGCACAGGCCCUGGACCCAAACAACCCAGAAGACCAGGACGCCGCCCAGAGGUACCUGCAGAUGAUGCUGGGCUGGUUCGCUCACCCCAUCUUCGUGGACGGCGACUACCCUCCGGAGCUCAAGUCCCAGGUGGAGCUGAAAGCCAAAGAAUGUCCCGGAAACCCUCCGGCCGUUUUACCGCAGUUCAGCGCCGAGGAGAAGCUCCGCCUCAAAGGAACCGCCGACUUCUUCGGUUUGACGCAUUACACGUCGCGCCUGGUCAGCCACAAGAGGGCGUCCUGCGGCGGCUCCGGCCCCGAGGCGCUCAUGGACUACCAGACGCACGUAGACCCGACGUGGACGCCCACCGCCUCCGACUGGAUCUACCUGAACCCGGGAGGACUCCGGAGUCUGCUCAAGGACAUUUCAGAGAAGUAUCUGAGAGAGAGGAGCGUGCCGCUGUACCUGACCGGAGUGGGGAUGCCAACAGGGGGCGACGCCGAGCUGCUGCAGGACACCACCAGAGCUGAGUUCAUCCGCCGCUGUGUGGACGAGGCGCUGAAAGCCAUAGUCCUGGACAAAGUGGACCUGCGGCGCUUCACGGUCGAGUCUCUGUUGGACGGGUUUGAAGGAGCUCACGGCUACAGUCAGCGCUUUGGUCUUCACUACGUGGACUUUACGUCUCCGGACCGUCCCAGAACGCCCAAAACGUCCGCCUACGUCUACUCGCAGAUCAUCGAACAGAACAGAGCCGGCGACGGCCUCAAGGCGGCGCGCUCCCCUCCGCCCGUCUCCUUCACGCCGGGACUGAAGAACCUGCCCGCCUCACAGGUGCCCUCCCAGGCGUCAGUGGUGUGGGAGAAGUUCUCUCACUGGUCAGAGUUCCAAACCAAAAUGUAUUAUUACGGAACAUUUCCCGACGACUUCCUGUGGGGAGUCACGUCCUCGGCCUAUCAGGUCGAAGGAGCCUGGAACACUGAAGGGAAAGGCCCCAGUAUCUGGGACACUUUUACUAAUAAGAGCUCCAGUGGAAUCCCAGAAAAUGCUACUGGAGAUGUGACGUGCGACAGCUACAACAAACUGACCGAAGACUUAAACCAGAUUAAAGCUUUAGGAGUCAAGUCCUAUCGAUUUUCCAUCUCCUGGUCCAGGAUCUUUCCCGAUGGCAUGACUACAACGCCCAACGCUCCAGGUGUGGCCUAUUACAAUAGCCUGAUUAACAGUCUGGUGGGUCUGGGCGUGGCUCCGGUGGUGACUCUGUACCACUGGGACCUGCCUCAGGCGCUGCAGGACAUCGGCGGCUGGGAGAACAACCAAAUCAUCCAACAUUUCAACGCUUAUGCCGACUUCUGCUUCAAGACGUUUGGAGACAGAGUGAAGUUUUGGAUCACUUUUAACGACCCGUUCUCAAUCGCGUGGAAAGGCUACGGCAGCGGAGAGUUGCCCCCAAAUCUAAAAGCGAAUCCUGGAGAGGUUCCGUAUAAAGUUGGACACAAUCUGAUCCUCGCUCACGCCACGGUUUACAAGACGUACGCCACAUAUCGUCCGACGCAGAAAGGCCUGGUCAGUAUCGCUCUGCACGCAGACUGGUAUGAGCCGCUGGACGUGAACACGCCCCGAGAGCUGGAGGCCGCAGACAGGGCCAUGCAGUUCAGGCUCGGAUGGUUCGCUCACCCCAUCUUUAAGAACGGAGAUUAUCCUGAAGCCAUGAAGUUUCACGUAGGAAACAAAAGCGACCUUCAACGUCUCAAAGAAUCCAGACUGCCGACUUUCACCGCAGAGGAGAAGAACUUAAUCAGAGGAACUGCAGACGUGUUCUGUGUUAAUCACCAAACCACCAGAAUCGCCAAAUACUCCACGCAGCGCCUCAAACCGCAGUCCUACGAGUACGACUGGGACAUCGUGGAGCAGGAGCUGACGGACUAUCCGCAGACGGGCGUGAAGGGUCAGAGGGCGGUGGCUUUCGGUCUGAGGCGGGUGCUGACCUGGAUAAAGGAAGAGUACGGGAAUCCCGAGGUGUACGUGACCGAUAACGGGGCGGCCACCGAGAGGAAGGUGAGCGUCGAUGACAUUGACAGAGUGUUUUUCCUCAAGACCUACAUCGACGAGGCGCUCAAAGCUCAGGGCGUGGACGGCGUGCGUCUUCGCGGUUACCUGGGGGCUCCUCUCAUGGACUCGUUCGAGUGGCUGCAGGGCUACACUGUGGGCAGCGGUCUGGUCCACGUGGACUUCACUAAACCGGAGCGACCCCGGACGCAGAAGUACUCGGCCACGGUCUACAGCAGCAUCAUCACCCAGAACGGGUUUCCUCCUGGUCCUGACGAGAUCCUGCUGCACGGACACUUCAGAGACGGCAUGAUGUGGAGCACGGCCACCGCCUCCUAUCAGAUCGAGGGCGGGUGGCGAGCCGACGGUAAAGGCCUCAGUAUCUGGGACACGUUCGCGCACACGCCGCUCCGCGUUUCCAACGACGACACGGGCGACGUGGCCUGCGACAGUUACCACAAGUUUGAGGAGGACGUGGGCAUGCUGCAGGAGCUCGGGGUGGGGUUCUACCGCUUCUCCAUCUCCUGGUCCAGAGUCCUGCCCGACGGCACAACGGCACACGUCAACGAGCCCGGCGUGCGGUACUACGAGGACCUGGUGGACGCUCUGCUCCAGGCCGGAAUCCAACCACAGAUCACGCUGUACCACUGGGACCUGCCCCAGGCGUUGCAGGACGUGGGCGGGUGGGAGAACGAGACGGUGGUGGAGCGUUUCAGGGACUACGCCGACCUGAUGUUCACCCGCCUCGGGCCCAAAGUCAAACUCUGGAUCACCAUCAACGAGCCGUACAUCAUCGCCAACGUGGGCCACGGGUACGGAGCCGCCGCGCCCGGGAUCUCGUUCCGGCCGGGGACUCUGCCGUACAUCGUGGGUCAUAACCUGCUGAAGGCCCACGCCGAGGCCUGGCACCUGUACAACGACCGGUACCGAGCGUCUCAGGGAGGACGGAUCUCCAUCACCAUCAACUCGGACUGGGCAGAACCUCGGAACCCGCACAAGCAGGAGGACGUGGACGCCGCCCACCGAUACGUCCAGUUCCAGUUGGGCUGGUUCGCUCAUCCCGUUUUCGUUGGAGAUUACAGCGACCUCAUGAAGACCAUCAUCAGGGACCGGAGCCUGGCAGCCGGCCUCACCAAGUCCAGGUUACCUGAGUUCACUCCGGAGCAGAUCCAGAGGAUUAAAGGGACUCAUGAUUAUUUUGGCUUUAACCACUACACCACCAAACUGGCCUUUCCACUCGACUACGGCAACCUGCAGCACUACGACGCCGACCGGGGCACGGCGACGGUGGUGGACCGGUCCUGGCUGGACUCUGGCUCUGGGUGGCUCAAAGUGACUCCGUUUGGAUUCAGACGGAUUUUAAACUUCAUCAAGAUGAACUAUGGAAACCCCCCGAUCCUGGUGACGGAGAACGGAGUGAGUCAAAGAAUCAUGGAGCUGAACGACAGGCUGCGACAACACUACUACACCGAGUACAUCAACCAGGCCCUCAAAGCGUCCUUGGUGGACGGCGUGGACCUCGUUGGCUACACCGCCUGGUCGCUCAUGGACAACCUGGAGUGGGCCACGGGUUUCGCCGAACAGUUCGGUUUGUUCUUCGUGAACCGGACCGACCCGGGACUGAAGAGGAUCCCAAAAGUCUCGGUCCAGACCUACUCCACCAUCAUCAGGUGCAACGGCUUCACUGACCCCGAGUCCGGACACGAGUGUCUGCAGCCCCCGACCGAAGUGACGACCGCUCCUCCGGUCACGGUGGCGCCUCCUGCGGUCGUCAGGUUCCUGGGGAUGGACUUGACCGCGGACGAGGCCGCGACGGGACUCAGCGUGACCUUCGGGCUCCUGGUGGCCGCGAGCGUCGCCGCCGUGGGCUCUGCGAUCUUCUUCUCCGUCCGCAGAAAAUGACAGAACAGAGACUAGAACCGUCUUUAGGUUCAGGUUUGGGAAAUGUUCCACAGAAUAUGGAACUGUUCCGUUGAUUUUAUUUGAAAAUGUUUCUAUUUUGUAAAAGAUUUAUCACCAAACACAGAAGUAGUUUUGGUGUUUUUGGUUCGUUGUUCUUUUGAAGGAUCACAGUUUUAUGUUUGAUUUAGGAGUAACUGUUUUCACUGAAGCCUCGACUCUUGUGGCUCUCGAGUUUAGAACUUUGGACGAUGGAGCGAACUGGGCUGGUCCAUCAAACCACCAUAAAAAUAAAGUUUCAGAACCUUGA
This is a messenger RNA of Boleophthalmus pectinirostris (great blue-spotted mudskipper), 6637 nucleotides long. Its product is annotated as lactase/phlorizin hydrolase. Gene Ontology annotation, biological process: carbohydrate metabolic process. The record is from RefSeq and is a predicted model, not a curated record. The coding region runs from base 1 to 6330 and encodes 2109 amino acids. Gene Ontology annotation, molecular function: lactase activity. Lineage: Eukaryota; Metazoa; Chordata; Actinopteri; Gobiiformes; Gobiidae. The transcript has 20 exons.